Molecule: messenger RNA, 2640 nt
Organism: Magallana angulata
Lineage: Eukaryota; Metazoa; Mollusca; Bivalvia; Ostreida; Ostreidae
Product: zonadhesin-like
Exons: 1
Source: RefSeq, a predicted model, not a curated record
AUAACACCGUAACACACAAAGGGUACUGAAAGGAUACUAUAGCAUUGAAUGAUUUAUUUUUGACGUCGUCGUGUCAAUAACUGCCGUCAUGUGAGCAGACAAAUUGAAUAACGCGUUAGCGCGUUAUGAUAAUUUGUAUGCUCACCUGACGGCAGUUAUUGACACGGCGACGUUAAAAAUAAAUCAUUUAAUGCUUAUAUUUACAUUUCCUUACUGAAGAAAUCAAUCGGUUUUUUUUAAAUCAAUCGAUAUAAUGUGCAGAUCACGGAGGGAGUGAAUAAGUAACAGCAAGAACAGCUGUUUUGUGAGAUGAGAUCGACGAGCAUAAAAAUAUAACCCAUGAUAAAUAACUUUUGAAAUGUUGCUUUUAACAAUAGAGUCAACUUUUUUGUUGAAUAAUUAUAAAACAUGGUGUUUUGCCAAUAUUCGUGAAAUGCCAUUUAACCGAUAAUAUAGAAAUCACUGUUUGAGAACUACUUAUGUAAAUUACUCGUUAAUUCAUACGCAGUGAAUAGGUGUUGCAUUUAGAGGCAUUUAAACAUCACGGAAUUUAAUGGAAAAACACAGUAGAAUGUAAAUAUAUGUAAAUGAUAAAUUUAAUUAUAAUGUCACAAAAGUUAAACACGGCAUGUUAAACUGCAACGUCACAAGCGAAAAUCAAAGUUCACGCUAGUGGCUGUUACAGUGGCUCUUCCAUUCAUUUCAUCUUAGGAAAAUACAGUAAUUUUGAGGUAUGGGUCACAUUUGCAGACAGGCAAACAGUUUUUAACAAAUAUAAAUAUAAGCAUUGAAUGCUAAUGCUGUAUUUAAUUCGUCUGCAAUGCCUUGUGUGUUAUAGCACCGAUGAUAUUCAAAAAUAAGCAUCCAAUGCUUAAUUACUGCAGUAGCUGUCCACAUAUUUUACAUGCAACAAUAUAAGGAAUUUAAAUAAUUAUACAGAAUUAAACGUUUUUGCUAUUCAGUAGGUUCACAUGUAGAAACAUAUUUGCAAAUGUAGAUCAUCGAUUUAUUGUUUCAAUGAUUUAUUGAUUAAUUGAUGGAAUGUUGAAUCUUACAAAGUAUUUAAUUGCUAUAAUACAUUGUAAUUACGUUUGUAUUUAUUUACUGCAUGAUCAAAAGUUAUGGCUCAAUGUGAGGUGCUUGGAAGUGGAAAAAUAAAUUAUAAGUAACACUUUAAUGAAUCAAUGUAAUAUUAUAUUCCUAUAUAUGUAAUAGUGUAUUCCUAUGUUUUACUAUAUCAUGUUAUGCUCAAUCUGUGGGUGUAUACUUUUUAUCCAACGUACUGUUUGCUUUCGACAUGUAUAUGAGAGUAAGUUAAGUCAUUUAAAAUCAUAUUUCCCCAGAGUUCCCGUGAUGGGAACGGUAAAGCUUGUUUUAUAGCUACACGUGAAACAAUCUUUUCAUAUGCAAUUAUUUUCGGUACUUAGGAAAAUUAUAUUAAAAAGAAAAAAAACAUUAUCUCGGGCUCUAGGAUAUAUCUCAGUGUUAACCAAUUCGAGCACCAGAAUAUAUUUUAAUGUCAUUAAUUUUUAUUAAAAGUAUCUAAUCAUAUUAUGUUUAAUCAUAUUCUAAUGCCAUCAUUUGAAAACUUUUUGGGAAAAUUCAACAGUAUAAAAUCCAACAUGACAACCGUGCCUUAAAAAAUGAGAACUGUUCCAUCCAUCACGACAACCGUUCCUUCGAACAUGACAACCAAUCCAUCCAACAUGACAACCAUUCCGUCCAACAUGACAACCUUUCCAUCGACUAUGACAACUGUUCCAUCCAACAUGAAAACUGUUCCAUCCAACAAGACAACCGUUCCUUCACACAUGAGAAUCGUAACAUCCAACAUAACAACCUUUCCUUCAAACAUGACAACUGUUCCGUCCAACAUGAUAACCGUGCCUUCCAACAUGAUAACCGUUCUUUCGACCAUGACAACUGUUCUGUCGAACAUGACAACCGUGCCUUCCAACAUGAUAACCGUUCCAUCGAACAUGACAACUGUUUCGUGGAACAUGACAACCGUACCAUCGAACAUGACAACUGUUCCAUCGAAUAUGACAACUGUUCUGUAGACCAUGACAACUGUUCCAUCGAACAUGAAAACCAUGCUUUCAAACAUGACAACCGUUCCAUCCAACAUGACAACCGUUCCUUCCAACAUAACAACUGUUCCAUCGAACAUGACAACUGUUCCAUCCAAAAUGACAACCGUUCCAUCGAAUAUGACAACCGUUCCAUCGGAUAUGACCACACGAAUUAACCCCACAGUUACUCCCUCGCCGUCGAAAUCAAAGUUCAGCACCGGCACAUUCUUCGGAGGCAUAGGCGUGGGGAUUGUAAUUGUUUUCAUUGUAAUGGCGGGAAUCUACGGUGUAAUAAAAGGGAGGCGGGCGCUUGAAGAAAAAGUGCAAAGUGAAACUAUAGAAUGAGAAAUAUGAGAGAGAGAGAGAGAGAGAGAGAGAGAGAGAGAGAGAGAGAGAGAGAGAGAGAGAGAGAGAGAGAGAGAUGAAAUUUUGUUUUAUCUUUCUCUGGGUGGGGAUGGCGUUUGUUGGUUAUUUUUUUUUUUUAGAGUUAGUGUGUUUGCUUGUUAUGUACAUAUAUAGGUAAAUUCUAUUUUGAAACCGAUGUGUGUUCCUUGACUGGAAAUGCCCU